Fusarium sp. VM40 is the source of this 1671-nucleotide messenger RNA. NCBI's taxonomy places the organism in Eukaryota, Fungi, Ascomycota, Sordariomycetes, Hypocreales, Nectriaceae. The record is from the annotation of a GenBank genome assembly.
AUGAAUCUUGCAGAGUCAAGAAGAGAUGCCAUUACAUCCGCCAUUGCCGACGAAACAGAGAAACUGCGCGAAACAUGGAACAAGUUCCAGCAAUUCAGCAAACCAGAAGAUCACCUAGAUCUAAACACCACAAACCCGAAUAUGGAAGGCAUCACGAAACUCAUCAGCCAGGAAAUGCACAUUUGGAAUGACAAGCGGAAAUCAGGCCGCCAAGGAACUGUGUCUAAGAAAUUCCACAAGUUUUGCGAUGCUAUAAACUCACACAAGUCGCUGAUGAAGGUUCUUCCCGAGUCGCAUGAAUACUUUUCGAUAUUCAUGGGAAGCACUACAGCGAUAGUCCAGGCCAGUGUGAACCAUGAAACCGUGAUUGAAAGUUUAGCGGAAGCCCUCGAAGAAAUGACAGAUCUUGUGAAAGAUGCCGAGCGGGAUUGGAUGCUGGUUUCCAGUGAUGAGAUGACAAGCAGAGUUGUUGAUCUAUAUACAGGCAUCUUUCAGUUUCUGAACCACGCUAUGGAAUGGAUGAUGAGAUCUAGGAGCAAAAGGGCUGCCGACGCUUUCAAUGAGAACCUAGCUAAUAUUUUCCAAAACGAUAUUAGUGGAGUGAAGUCAAAGUUCGAACGCAUUCGAUUAUUUGCAACACAGAGUGGUCUGGCAGAUGGAAGAAUAACACGCCAUCGCGUUGAGGGUAUCAGCAGUGGAGUGGAUGGUUUGAGAGAAGAUAACGUCAGGAUGGAGCAUAUGAUCAAAGAAAUGAAGGAGUCAUAUAAGCAGCUGGCCCAAUUGUGCCAGCAACAACUUCUGAUACCACAAGCUCAAGCUUUUAUCAACGAUCGGCGUUUAUUGGUAGAGGCCAAGGAAAGGAGGCUAUCAUGGCAAUCGACGGCUUCUUCAAUAUUUUCUGUCGAAGACAUCACAGAAGAGAAACCCAGUCACAUCACAGAACCCGUCAACCUAAGCCAAGCUAUCCAAAUACUAGAGAAAUCCUUCGACACCCAACGAGUAACACUUUCCCCACAAGGAUUCCAUUUAGGUCUUGUUACACCUCAGAUGGUGCAGCGCCUAAUUGGAUGGCUUCAAGACGAUGCGGGAGGAACUUCACUGUUAUGGAUUCAAGGACCAACCACCUUGUCUGAGGAUCAGGAGAAUCCCACGUCGAUGCUGGCAGCCAAAUUUAUUCAGAUGAGCGCCGAGAUAAAAUCACGGAAUGGGAAACCAAUACCUUCGAUAUCGUACUUUUCCAAUAUUAGCCGCAAGAAACCUCGAGACGGCAAUAGUUCGAGAGAGGCCCAAGGCGCGGUGGCUCUAAUUUAUGCACUGCUCCAACAGCUUCUUACUGAUAUGGACCUACCUCAGAUGACAGAUGCAAGAGUAAAUUAUGCCAUCGAUCAAAUACGGAACAAGAUCUCUGAAUUGGAUGGAACGACGCGAACAUGGAACCAAGCGCUUUCUGCUUUGACAACAGCCGUUGAGCUCUCGGCCCCGGGCAUGUUGUGCGUGAUCGAUGGAAUGCAUUGGCUCGAUUCUCGAGACACAGAAAAGCUCUUAUGUGAGCUUGUCCAAUGUCUUCGAAAAAGUGGAUUCAAGGUGCUAUUCACAACGAGUGCGAGAUGUGCUGCGCUUUCGAAGGAAAUAUCUCGUGAGGAACAUGUUCAGGUGGAUGAGUCUUACUAA